This is a messenger RNA of Osmerus eperlanus (European smelt), 1851 nucleotides long. RefSeq lists its product as uncharacterized. Gene Ontology annotation, cellular component: nucleus. NCBI's taxonomy places the organism in Eukaryota, Metazoa, Chordata, Actinopteri, Osmeriformes, Osmeridae. The transcript is spliced from 9 exons. The record is from RefSeq and is a predicted model, not a curated record. Bases 128 to 952 code for a protein of 274 amino acids.
CACAAAGACCAAGCCAGGAUGAGCAGACACGGAUUCAUUAAGCCAGGUGAAACCAAUCCUGGAUAGGUGCGCGCUCACGGCUCACUCAAAUAGACCCCGCCACAGAUCACAGAUUAACUGAUUUACCAUGGCAACUAGAGCCGCGUACUUUUCCCCGUCGGAAGCACAAAUCCUCAUGGAGGCAUACGAGGAGGUAAAAGAUAUAAUUAAGAAGAAAGGCAACACCGCCACAGUGAUAAAGCAAAGAGAAAAAGCGUGGCAAAGUAUUGCAGACCGCCUGAAUGCAUUAAACAUGAACGGGCCAAAACGGACAUGGCAGCAGGUCAAAAUCAAAUACAAGAACAUUCUGCAGAAUGCAGUGAAAAAGAAUACCCACAGACAAGGCACGGGUGGUGGGUCACCAAAGGCUGACCUUACCCCAGCAGAGGACAUGGCCUUGGAGCUAAAUAAAGGCAGGCCCGUCUUAGAGGGGAUCCCUGGGGGGAAAGAGACGAGCAUAGGUUCCUCCCAAGAUGCCACCCGCUUCAUUCAAGUGUCUGGCAGCACUGUGUUCCUGUUAGAGCCACCAGCACAAGCACCAGACGAUGCUGAUCCAGGUGAAGGCCCCAGUGCAGCAGCAACAGCACAUGAUGGAGACGAUGAUGAGGAGGAGACCAUCUCUCUGGAUUCCAGAAGGCAUGAGGACCCAGAUGCUAUACAGUGGGAAAACCAGCCUGGCAACAUAAGCUCACAAGCUAUCAGAAAGUUGUAUGGCAACCACCUCCGGCGCCAAAUAGAACUGGCAGACAUAGACAUUCAGUACAAGAAGAAAAAGAUGGAAAAUCUUGCACUGGAGUCCGAAAUAAAAAAGAGGACAAUUAGGAAACUGGACCUUGAAAUAAAAAAACUUGAGAGGGAGGUGAGAUAUGCCUUCAAUGUACACUGUAUGCUAACUGUAACACAAAUGUAUUAAUCAUUAUUUUUCUUUCCUCCCCCAGCUCCAAGAAGAUGACACAGCUGAAAAUAAAAAUUAGGUAUAUUCUCGUAAAGUCAAGUGAGCCAUGACAUAUGAGCUCUUAUUGUGAGCACACAGGACGGUGGCAUCUUUCUAAGGUUUUUUUUAUUUUCCCAGCAAUCAGUACAACCAAGUCAUCGUUAUAAGGCAUCGCCCUCUUUUGCCCACCCCCCCAGCACCAGGUGUGGCCACUAGCCUAUAUGAAGGCCCAAAAUUGUGUGUUCCUUUCUGCUCUGACAAUGGCAUGCCCAUUUGUGCGAGAUGUGGUGGAUGAAGAAGCACUUGUGCUGAGGAGAGCCUUCAGGCGAGAAAGGGUCUUCAGGGACCGGUUGGACCCACUGGCCUUCCCUGAUGACCAUCUAUAUUAAAGAUACAGGUUUUCUGCAGAUGGCAUCAGGUAUCUAUGCAGACUACUGGGUCCCAGGAUUAAGCACCGCACUGCACGGAGCCAUGCACUGAGUGUGGAGCAAAUGGUUUGUGUGGCCUUGCGCUUUUUUGCUAGUGGAGCCUUCCUGUACUCAGUGGGGGAUGCAGAACAGCUGAACAAGGCCACAAUUUGCCGCACAAUAAGGAGUGUGUGUCUGGCUAUCAAAGCAUUAGCAGAUGUCUUCAUCUCCUUCCCUGGCCACAGAAGACUCUGUGACAUCAAAGAGGAGUUCUAUAGGAUUGCAGGUUUCCCCAAUGUCAUUGGUGCAGUGGACUGCACACACAUAAGGAUAAAAGCCCCCUCAGGUGCCCAUGAGGCCGAUUUUGUGAAUAGGAAAUCCUUUCACAGCAUUAAUGUUCAGAUGGUCUGCAAUGCUGACUGUGUGAUCAGCAAUGUUGUGGCAAAAUGGCCUGGCUCAGUCCAUGACUCC